This is a messenger RNA of Nymphaea colorata (pocket water lily), 3715 nucleotides long. RefSeq names its product alpha-mannosidase At3g26720-like. Gene Ontology annotation, biological process: mannose metabolic process. Gene Ontology annotation, molecular function: carbohydrate binding; alpha-mannosidase activity. NCBI's taxonomy places the organism in Eukaryota, Viridiplantae, Streptophyta, Magnoliopsida, Nymphaeales, Nymphaeaceae. The record is from RefSeq and is a predicted model, not a curated record. The transcript is spliced from 29 exons. Bases 473 to 3511 code for a protein of 1012 amino acids.
UUGUGCGCUGGGCUCUCCUCCGCUCUUUCUCUGACAGGGGGGAUCCGUUUGCAUUCUCAUGGCGUCUUCCUUAUCCAUCUGUUAGAGAAGAUGAUGUCAACAGCUGGAAGGUCUUCCUUUCUUACUUUCUUGAAGCGUUGUUGAAUUUCAUUGUACUCGGAGCUGGUUUCAGUGUCUUUCAUCUCAGUUCUACCGUUCGUCUUGGAUUUUCGAAUCCGUCACUUGUUUUUUCACCAUUCCACGUUGAUUGGACUUCCGAUUACCGGCACUGCGUUUCCGAUCGUCAAAAGGUCCCGUUCCGUAGUCGCUGAGCAGGGAUCGACAGGAGGAUUCUGGUGAUUUUCGGUAAUUACGGAUUUACGGUCUCGUCGAGCUCCCGGUAGCUAGGAGAGUUGGAGGCGUAGGCAUUUCGGGGAUCUCGUUCCUUUCCGUCCUCUUGUGACAGUCCGGCGUUGCGCCGUGAGUGGGCUAAAUGGCGCGGCCUGUAGCUUUAGCGGUGGCGGUAAUGGCGAUGGUGGUGGCGUCGCUGGCAGCGGGAGCUGAGGGCGGGUACAUUGCUUACAAUACGACGGCUGGGAUCGUGUCCGGGAAGCUCAACGUGCAUCUGGUGCCGCACAGCCACGAUGACGUCGGGUGGCUAAAGACUAUCGAUCAGUACUUUGUCGGCACCAACAACUCGAUUCAGGGAGCGUGUGUAGAGAAUGUACUGGACUCCGUAUUUUUGGCAUUGCUAGCGGAUAAGAAUCGGAAAUUUGUCUUUGCAGAACAGGCGUUUUUCCAGCGUUGGUGGAGGAAGCAGAGCCCUAGGGUGCAGAAGAUUACGAAGGUGCUUGUUAGUGCAGGUCGACUUGAAUUCAUAAAUGGCGGUAUGUGCAUGCAUGAGGAAGCAGCUGCUCAUUAUAUUGACAUGAUCGAUCAGACAACUCUCGGCCAUCGGUUUAUUAAGGAAGAGUUCGGCCAGAUACCAAGAGUUGGUUGGCAGAUUGACCCAUUUGGGCAUUCGGCAGUGCAGGCUUACUUGCUUAGUGCAGAGGUUGGGUUUGACUCCCUUUUUUUUGCUCGAAUCGACUAUCAAGAUCGACAAAGACGGAGAGAUCACAAGAAUCUGGAGUUUGUGUGGCAGGGUUCUAAAACCUUCGGGUCAUCCUCACAAGUUUUUACUGGUGCAUUUCCUGAUGGGAAUUAUGAACCACCGCAUCAUUUCUACUUUGAAGUGAACGACCACUCUCCAACCGUUCAGGACGAUGUCUCGUUGUUUGAUUAUAACGUCCACAAGCGGGUCGAGGACUUCGUCAAGGCAGCGAUUUCACAGGCCAAUGUAACUCGCACAAAUCAUAUAAUGUGGACUAUGGGAACAGAUUUCAAGUAUCAAUAUGCAAAUACUUGGUUCAAGCAGAUGGAUAAGCUUAUUCAUUAUGUAAACAAGGAUGGACGAGUCAAUGCCCUAUAUUCAACACCAUCCAUUUAUACUGAUGCAAAACAUGCCGCACGUGAGUUAUGGCCACUAAAGACUGAUGAUUUUUUUCCGUAUGCAGACCGUGCCAAUGCGUAUUGGACUGGGUACUUCACUAGCAGGCCAGCCCUCAAGCGCUAUGUAAGAGCCAUGAGUGGCUAUUACUUGGCUGCAAGGCAACUUGAAUAUAUUCAAGGAAGAAGCAAUUCAGGACCAAAUUCAGAUUCUUUGGCUGAUGCUCUAGCAAUCAAUCAGCAUCAUGAUGCCAUUUCUGGUACCGAAAAACAGCAUGUAGCCAAUGAUUAUGCUAAACGUUUAGCAAUUGGAUACUCAGAGGCAGAGGAAGUAGUUAAUGUGGCAUUUGCCUGCAUAACAGAGGGAAAGUCAAAUACUAGUUGCAAAAAUGGGGAGAUGAAGUUUGAACAGUGCCCACACUUGAACAUAAGUUACUGUCCCCCAUCAGAACGCAAUCUGAAAAAGAAACUGGUUGUAGUUGCUUAUAAUUCACUUGGAUGGAAGAGAGUGGACGUAGUUCAGAUCCCUAUUAGCAGUGAAUCAGUAAUUGUUCGAGAUUCUGAUGGAAUGGCAAUCAAAUCACAAAUUUGGCCUCUAUCAAAUGCCUCUGUUGGCAUGAGAAACUUUCAUGUCAGGGCAUACACUGGUUUAUCCCCGAGCAAUGCACCAAGAUUUUGGCUUGCAUUUGCAGUAGCUGUGCCACCAUUGGGUUUCAGCACUUACACCAUAGAAGAUGCAAGAGGGAAGUCAUUUGAGCAAGAAGAGAAAAUAUCAACCUUGUCAACAGUAUCUCCUCAUCAAGGUACAGAUAAUAUUGAAGUUGGACAAGGGAAUUUGAAGUUGAUUUAUUCAGCAGAUGGAAAGCUUUCUCGACUGUUGAACAAGAAGAGUUUGGUGGAUGUGUCAGUGAAACAAUCAUAUAUUUCAUAUGCGGGGUUUGCUGGAACUGACAGAGAUCCACAGGCCUCUGGUGCAUAUGUAUUUCGACCAAAUGGCACAAUCUCAGCAAGUUCUGCAGGACAGAUACCAGUGACCAUAAUUCGUGGACCCAUAUUAGAGGAAGUGCAUCAAGAAUUUAGUCCUUGGAUAUAUCAGAUAACUAGGAUAUUCAAGGAAAAGGAGCAUGCUGAGGUUGAGUUCUUUAUUGGUCCCAUACCUGUGGAUGAUGGAAUCGGCAAAGAAGUUGUUACCCAGAUUGCCACUAGUAUGAUGACUGACAAGACAUUCUACACAGACUCUAAUGGGCGGGAUUUCCUCAAAAGGAUUCGGGACUUUAGAGCAGACUGGGAGCUGGAGGUGACCCAACCAAUAGCAGGAAACUACUAUCCAUUGAAUCUUGGGAUGUAUGUGAUGGAUGACAGCCUUGAAAUGUCAGUAUUAGUUGAUCGAGCAAUAGGAGGAUCAAGUGUAGUUGAUGGAGAAAUAGAAUUGAUGCUUCACAGGAGGUUGCUUCAUGAUGACUCACGGGGUGUUGGAGAGCCACUAAAUGAAACGGUUUGUGUCCUUGAAGAAUGCAAAGGAUUAGUGGUUCAAGGAAAAUUUUACCUCAACAUAAAUCAGUUGGGCCAUGGGGCCAAGUGGCGUCGUACUACGGGUCAAGAGAUAUAUUCACCAAUUCUUUUAGCAUUUGCAGAGCAGGAUGGAGAUGAACUAAGGAUUCCUGUAUCCAAAUUUUCGGUGACUGAUUCAUCUUAUAGCCUGCCUGAUAAUGUGGCAAUGAUCACACUCGAGGAACUCAAAGAUGGGAGUGUGCUGCUGCGAUUGGCACACCUAUACGAGUUGAGCGAAGACAAGGAUCUUUCUAUGAUGGCAUCGGUUGACUUGCGAAAGCUCUUCAGUAAUAAGAAGAUCAGCAAAAUUUCAGAACUGAGCUUAUCUGCCAAUCAAGAGAGAGAAGCCAUGGAGAGGAAGAGACUGGUGUGGAACGUAGAGGGCUCGCACAAUGCUGAGGCUGUGGUGAGAGGAGGACCUGUGGACCCAAUCAAGUUGGUGGUGGAGUUGGGUCCCAUGGAGAUCCGCACCUUCAUCCUGGUGUUCAAUUGAGAACUCACUAUGCUUAUGCCGUUUCCCCGCGCUCAAGAAACGUGAUAAACUUCUCGUUCUGCAUGCCUUCACCCAAUGCCCUAUGCGUUUCGCUAGUAAUCUAGGCAGCAAUAAAUUAUCAGCAGCUUCUUUUGUUCUUUUCUAUUCAGUUUCUGAAUUUCAACUCUCAUUUCAUGCAAUACAAUCUUUACUAAUCUUUCUCAA